Messenger RNA from Rana temporaria (common frog), 11077 nucleotides. It is a transcript of the gene CELSR1, whose product is annotated as cadherin EGF LAG seven-pass G-type receptor 1. The transcript is spliced from 36 exons. Gene Ontology annotation, molecular function: G protein-coupled receptor activity; calcium ion binding. The coding region runs from base 108 to 9065 and encodes 2985 amino acids. The record is from RefSeq and is a predicted model, not a curated record. Gene Ontology annotation, cellular component: plasma membrane. Gene Ontology annotation, biological process: G protein-coupled receptor signaling pathway; homophilic cell-cell adhesion; cell surface receptor signaling pathway. NCBI's taxonomy places the organism in Eukaryota, Metazoa, Chordata, Amphibia, Anura, Ranidae.
GGGGGUGUUGAAGCCAUUUUGGAGUGAGUUGAGUGAAGUUGCGGGUGGCGGAGGAGAGUUCGGUGUUGCCGGGAUGCCGCCCCCCAGCCCGCGCUGAGGGUUCAGUGAUGGAGGCGGAGAUGUGGGCUCUAUGUUGGUGGCUGAGUUUGCUUCUGGGGGUCCUGCCGGUCGGCGGGAGGACAGUGAAGGUGUACGGAGGAUCGGAGUGGACGUACGGUUGGAGAGGUCCUUCUCCGAUCGGGGAUGUGGAGCGGACAGAGAGCGGGGAGCUCCGUCUACAGAGCAGGACUGGCUGUGAUCGGAGGUCGGGCGAUCCGGUGUUCCUCCAGCUCCGGUCCCGGACGGUGUCGGUGUGGAUGAGGACGGAGGUGGACAGACACGGAGCAGAUUGCUACUUUAAGUACCGGAGGAAGAGCCCUACCUGGCCGGCUGAGCCCGAUGUGGAUGUGAUGUAUGGGGAUCGGUCGGGCUGUGUUCCGGGGCUCGGGAUCCGUAGCCGGGAUCUGUUGGGAUCGGUGCUGGGACUAUCAGACUGUCAGGUGCGGGGACCAUCCCACUGCAUCGCCCCGCUGUACCUGCUGUGCGGGGCCGGUGAUGAUGUUGGCUCCCGGAGCCUUGUAGUGCGGGUCAGGACUGAGCAGAGGGGCCCCAGGAGGCUCAGGAGGAACGUGAACACCAGCCCCCAGUUUCAGCUCCACAGCUACCAGGCUUCGGUUCCAGAGAACGAGCCAGCAGGGACUCGGGUGAUCUCGGUGAAAGCCACCGACCAGGACUCGGGGGAAGCGGGCCGGCUGGAGUACUUCAUGGAGGCUUUAUUUGACAGCCGCUCCAACGAUUACUUCUACAUGGACUCAGAGACCGGCACUGUUACCACCAGCCAAGCCCUGGACCGGGAGACCAAGGAUACCCAUGUGUUUAAGGUGACGGCCACCGACUUCGGUUCCCCUCGGAGAUCGGCCAUCACCUACCUGACCGUCACCGUCAGCGACACCAACGACCACAUUCCACAGUUUGAGCAGUCGGAGUACAGGGAAAACAUCCGGGAGAACAUAGAGGUGGGCUAUGAGGUGAUGACUAUUCGGGCCACCGACGGGGAUGCCCCCUCCAAUGCCAAUAUGGUCUACCGGCUGGUCAACGCUGACGGGGGGGAGAGUUCCGUGUUCGAGAUAGACUCUCGGUCAGGGGUGGUGAGGACCAGGGCCCAGGUGGAUCGGGAAGCCGUCACCUCCUACAUACUAAUCGUGGAGGCCAAUGACCAGGGCAAGGACCCUGGGCCCCGGAGUGCCACCGCCACUGUCCACAUCAACGUGGAGGACGAGAACGACAACUACCCCCAGUUCACUGAGAAGCGAUAUGUGGUGCAGGUGCUGGAGAACGUCCAACCCAACACCAAGAUCUUGAAGGUGCAGGCCACCGACCGAGACACCGGCACAAACGCCAACAUUCACUAUGGCAUAAUCAGCGGCAACAUCAGGGGCCAGUUCAUCAUCCACACCUUCAAUGGGGACAUUGAAGUUAACUACCCUCUGGACUAUGAGGUGGUGAGGGAGUACAACCUGAGGAUCAAAGCCCAGGACGGCGGCCGACCCCCUCUCAUCAACACUACCGGCAUGGUGUCAGUGCAGGUGGUGGACGUCAAUGACAAUGCCCCCAUCUUCGUCAGCACCCCAUUCCAGGCCACUGUGCUGGAGAACGUCCCCAUAGGGUACUCGGUGGUCCACAUCCAAGCCAACGAUGCUGACUCUGGGGAAAAUGCCCGCAUACAAUACAGCCUGACCGAUCUGCCCCCCAACUUUCCCUUCAUCAUCAACAACAAUACUGGCUGGAUUACUGUGGCCUCUGAGCUGGACCGGGAGACCGUGGAGUUCUUCACCUUUGGGGUGGAGGCCAGAGACAAUGGAGAUCCCAUGAUGACCUCCUCAGCCAGUGUCACCAUCACCUUGCUGGAUGUCAAUGACAACAACCCCACCUUCACCGAGAAGGUAUACCAGCUGAGGCUGAAUGAGGAUGCAGCGGUGGGGAGCAGUGUCCUUACAAUGACCGCUGUGGACAGGGAUGUCAACAGUGUGGUGACUUACCAGAUCACCAGUGGCAACACCAGGAACCGUUUUGCCAUCAGCAGUCAAAGUGGAGGGGGGCUCAUCACCUUGGCCCUUCCCCUGGACUACAAGCAGGAGAGGCAAUAUGUCCUCACCGUCACUGCCUCCGAUGGCACCCGCUCUGACACUGUGCAGGUCUUCAUCAAUGUCACUGAUGCUAAUACCCACAGGCCCGUCUUCCAGAGCAGCCACUACACGGUGAGUGUGAGUGAAGACAAGCCCAUAGGCACCUCCAUAGUCACCAUAAGUGCUACUGAUGAGGACACAGGAGAGAAUUCCAGAAUAACCUACAUUUUGGAAGACAGCAUUCCUCAGUUUAAGAUAGAUCCUGAUACAGGGACUAUUACAUCCUUGGUAGAGCUGGACUAUGAAGACAAGGCAGUUUACUCAUUGGCUGUCACUGCUAAGGACAAUGGUAUUCCGCAGAAGUCUGACACCACCUAUGUGGAGAUACUGGUUUUGGAUGCCAAUGACAAUAUGCCUCAGUUUCAGAGGGACAGAUAUCAGGGUGUUGUCUUUGAAGAUGUCCCAGAGUCCACUAGUGUCCUUCAAAUAUCUGCUACAGACAGGGACUCUGGGUUGAAUGGUUGGGUCACCUACACAUUCCAGGGAGGGGACGAUGGAGAUGGAGACUUUAAGAUUGAACCCUCUGGCAUAAUCAGGACCAACAGAAGACUGGAUAGAGAAAAUGUACAUGUGUACAACCUCAAAGCCUUUGCUGUGGACAGGGGAACCCCACCACUGAAAACUCCUGUGGACAUCCAGGUGACUGUCCUAGACAUCAAUGACAACCCUCCAGUAUUUGAAAAAGAUGAGCUGGAUAUUUUUGUGGAGGAGAAUAGCCCGGUAGGGACAGUUGUUGCCAGGAUAACUGCUACUGAUCCUGAUGAAGGAACUAAUGCCCAAAUAAUGUACCAAAUUGUGGAAGGGAACAACCCAGAGGUUUUCCAGUUGGAUCUCUUUAAUGGUGACCUAACUGCAUUAGUUGAUCUGGAUUAUGAGGUGAAAACAGAAUAUAUCAUUGUGGUCCAGGCCACCUCAGCCCCCUUGGUCAGCAGGGCCACAGUCCAUGUGAAAUUAUUGGACAAGAAUGACAAUUAUCCAGUCCUGCAGGAUUUUGAAAUCCUUUUCAACAACUACGUGACCAACAAGUCCAACAGUUUUCCGUCAGGGGUCAUUGGGAAAAUCCCUGCUUAUGAUCCUGAUGUCUCUGACACCUUACACUACAGCUUUGAACAGGGGAAUGAGCUGAAUCUGCUUCUCCUCAAUCCUUCCACUGGAGAGCUCAAGUUAAGCCGAGACUUGGACAACAACCGACCUCUGGAAGCUCUCUUGAGAGUGUCUGUUUCAGAUGGAGUUCAUACCGUUACUGCUCACUGCACUCUACGUGUUACAAUCAUCACAGAUGACAUGCUGACCAAUAGCAUCACGGUCCGACUGGAAAAUAUGUCCCAGGAGAAGUUUCUGUCUCCGCUCCUAUCACUAUUUGUGGAAGGGGUGGCAACUGUGCUGUCCACUGCCAAGGAGGGCAUUUUUGUCUUUAAUAUUCAGAAUGAUACUGAUGUAAGUUCCAACAUCCUAAAUGUGACAUUCUCUGCCCUACUUCCUGGAGGAGUCCGCAACAAGUUCUUCCAUUCCGAGGAUUUACAGGAACAAAUUUAUCUGAACAGGACCUUGCUCACCAUGAUUUCCACCCAGCGUGUCCUGCCAUUUGAUGAUAAUAUAUGUCUCAGGGAACCUUGUGAGAAUUACAUGAAAUGUGUAUCGGUGCUGAAGUUUGAUAGCUCCGCCCCUUUCAUAAGUUCCAAUACAGUGCUUUUUCGACCUAUUCACCCAAUCAAUGGAUUACGCUGCCGUUGCCCACCUGGAUUUACUGGGGACUAUUGUGAAACAGAGAUCGAUCUCUGUUAUUCCAACCCUUGUGGCAAGAACGGACUGUGUCGAAGUAGAGAAGGUGGAUAUUCUUGUGAGUGCAAUGAAGAAUACACAGGGGAACACUGCGACGUGAGUUCACGUUCUGGACGCUGUGUACCAGGGAUCUGCAAAAAUGGCGGCACGUGCAUUAACCUCCUUAUUGGUGGUUUUAGGUGUAAGUGUCCCCCGGGAGAGUUUGAGAAGCCAUAUUGUGAAAUGACCACGAGAAGCUUUCCUCCACAGUCCUUCGUUACAUUCAAAGGAUUAAGACAGCGUUUCCAUUUCACCGUCUCUCUCAUGUUUGCUACGAGGGAGCGGAAUGCACUGAUACUUUACAAUGGCAGGUUUAAUGAAAAGCACGAUUUCAUUGCUCUGGAAAUCAUUGAGGAGCAAAUCCAACUAACCUUCUCAGCAGGGGAAAGCACUACAAGAGUCAGCCCCUACAUGGAAGGAGGCGUAAGUGAUGGACAAUGGCAUUCCGUACAAGUGCAGUACUACAAUAAGCCCAACAUUGGAAGGCUGGGUAUCCCUCAUGGGCCCUCCGGGGAGAAGGUGGCUGUGGUGACAGUGGAUGAUUGUGACACAGCAGUAGCAGUACGUUUUGGAAGUAUUAUCAAGAACUACACAUGUGCCGCACAAGGAACCCAAACUGGAUCCAAAAAGUCACUUGACUUAACAGGGCCACUGUUGCUGGGAGGUGUACCUGAUUUGCCUGAGGACUUUCCAGUGCAGAACAGGCAUUUUAUUGGCUGCAUGAGGAAUUUAACGAUUGACAGCAAACCCAUAGACAUGGCUAGUUUUAUAGCCAACAAUGGCACCCUAGCAGGUUGUCCUGCAAAGAGGAAUUUCUGUGACACCAGCGUUUGUCAGAAUGGAGGUACCUGUGUUAACAAAUGGAACACCUACUACUGCGACUGUCCUUUACAUUUUGGAGGGAAAAACUGUGAGCAAGUUAUGCCGUUUCCACAACGUUUUCAAGGAGAUGGGAUUGUUCUAUGGACUGAUAUAGAAAUCACGGUAUCUGUGCCAUGGUUUAUCGGGCUGAUGUUCAGAACCCGUCAAACAAGUGGCACGUUGAUGCAGGUUAAUGCCGGGUCUUCAUCUAGGAUUAAUAUCCAGGUGGUAAACAAUUACAUUCAGUUUGAAGUGUACAGUGGUGUUAGCCAUAUAGCUAGUAUGAAAAUCAAUCAGACCAGAGUCACGGAUGGCGAAUGGCAUCACCUUCUCAUAGAACUGAAAAGCUCCAAGGAUGGAAAGGACAUUAAGUAUCUGGCCAUUAUGUAUCUGGACUAUGGAAUUUAUCAGAACUCUGUGGAAAUUGGUAAUGAUCUGCCAGGACUGAAACUGAAAACCAUCUUUGUUGGUGGUUUAUCGGAAUCUGAGGGUCUCAUAACGCAAGGAUUUUAUGGCUGUAUGAAGGGAGUAAGAAUGGGAGAAACCUCAACCAACAUAGCAACCCUAAACAUGAAUAAAGCAAGUGUCUUCAAUGUGGAAAGUGGCUGCGAUGUAGAUAAUCCCUGUGAUUCUAAUCCAUGUCCAUACCACAGUGAUUGCAGUGAUGAGUGGAACACCUUUUCUUGUAAUUGUGAACCAGGCUUCUUUGGAAGAGACUGCGUUGAUGUGUGCAGCUUGAACCCUUGUGAGCAUGUUUCUACUUGUGCUAGAAAGCCAAGCUCUUCUCAUGGAUACACUUGUGAAUGUGGAGCAAGCUACUAUGGACAAUACUGCGAGAAUAAAGUGGAUUUGCCCUGUCCUAGAGGCUGGUGGGGCAAUCCAAUUUGUGGACCCUGUAACUGUGAUGUAAGCAAAGGCUUUGAUCCGGACUGCAAUAAGACAAAUGGAGACUGUCGCUGUAAAGAUAAUUAUUAUAGACCACAGGAGAGUGACGCUUGUUACCCAUGUGAUUGCUUCCCAUCCGGAGCUUAUGAGCGUGGCUGUGACAUGGAAACAGGACAGUGCCCAUGUAAACCUGGUGUUAUUGGCCGGCAGUGUAACCGCUGUGACAAUCCUUUUGCAGAGGUUACUAAUCAAGGCUGUGAAGUGAUUUACAAUGGAUGUCCCAAAGCCUUCGAGGCUGGAAUCUGGUGGCCACAGACCAAGUUUGGUCAGCCAGCUGCUGUUCCAUGCCCCAAGGGAUCUGUGGGCAACGCGAUCCGACACUGCAGUGAGGAAAAAGGCUGGCUUCCUCCUGAACUCUUCAACUGCACCACACUGACCUUCUUGGAACUGAAAACUCUGAAUGAAAAGCUUCACCGAAAUGAGACCAGUUUGAAUGGCUUAAAAUCCAUUGAAAUCGCUAAAGUCCUGCAAAAUGCCACCAACCACACAAGGACCUUCUAUGGCAAUGACAUCAGAACUAGCUAUCAGAUGCUUGUGAGGGUACUGCAGUAUGAGAGCCAGCAACAAGGCUUUGACUUGGCUGCUACAAGGGAUGUGGAAUUUAAUGAGAAUGUCAUCCAUGCAGGCAGCGCAAUACUUGAUUUCAGCAACAAAGAGCACUGGGACCACAUUCAAAGAACUGAAGGGGGCACUGCCUAUCUGCUAAAGCACUAUGAAGAAUAUGCCAACAAUGUGGCCAGGAACAUGAAAAAGACCUAUAUGAAGCCUUUUGUCAUUGUCACCAAAAAUAUUAUCAUUGCCGUAGACAUAUUUGACAAGGCUAAUUUCAGUGGAGCCAAAGUACCUGAGUUUAAUACUAUAUAUGAAGAUUAUCCAAAGGAUUUGCAGUCAUCAGUUCAGUUCCCUGACGCUUUGUUUAAACCUCUAGAAAGAAAAGCUCUGCCUACAAUGAAACCAUCAAAUCAGAAUUAUCCUAGCAGUGAGGAUGAAUAUGACUCUCGUCUGUCUAAGAGGAAAAAAAGGCAGCCGGAUUCCUGGAACCAGCAUGCAGUUGCUUUAGUGAUUGUUUACCGCUCUUUGGGACAGCUUUUGCCAGAAAACUACGAUCCUGACCGCAGAAGUCUGAGAGUGCCCAAUCGUCCCGUCAUUAAUACACCUAUUGUAAGUGCAUCUGUGCACAAUGAAGGUGAGCUGCUACCACCACAACUAGACAGCCCCAUCAUCCUGGAAUAUACAAUGUUAGAGACUGAGGAGAGAACCAAACCUGUGUGUGUCUUCUGGAACCACUCCAUCAUAGCUGGAGGCGUUGGAGGAUGGUCUUCUAAAGGCUGUGACCUGCUUUCCAGGAAUAAAAGUCAUGUGACCUGUCAGUGCAAUCAUAUGACCAGCUUUGCUGUUUUGAUGGAUAUUUCCAAACGAGAGAAUGGUGAAGUUCUACCUCUGAAGAUUAUCACAUAUACCUCUGUGUCAGUCUCACUGGUGGCUCUGUUGUUGACUUUCAUCCUAUUGGUUAUCAUCAGAACUCUGCGUUCCAACAUUCAUAAUAUCCACAAAAACCUGGUGGCUGCCCUCUUCUUCUCUGAGCUGGUCUUCCUUAUUGGAAUCAAUCAGACUGAAAAUCCAUUUGUCUGCACAGUAAUUGCCAUCCUCCUCCACUACUUCUACAUGAGCACCUUUGCUUGGAUGUUUGUAGAAGGUCUCCACAUUUACCGCAUGCUGACGGAAGUCCGAAACAUUGACACAGGUCAUAUGCGCUUCUACUAUGUAGUUGGCUAUGGUAUACCUGCCAUCAUUACAGGUCUUGCUGUAGGUUUGGAUCCUCAGGGGUAUGGAAACCCUGACUUCUGCUGGCUUUCAGUUCAUGACACUCUAAUCUGGAGUUUUGCUGGUCCGAUUGGCAUUGUAGUUGCUAUAAAUAUAAUCAUCUUUGUACUGGCUGUGAAAAACUCUUGCGGGCGAAGGCAACGGAUGUUUGAGAAAACUGGAGUCCUCUCUACACUGAGAACAGCAUUCCUAUUACUGCUUCUAGUCACUACCACCUGGUUAUUGGGGCUUAUGGCAGUCAACAGCGAUGUUAUGACAUUUCACUACCUCUUUGCCAUCUUCAGCUGUAUGCAGGGGCUUUUCAUCUUCUUUUUCCACUGCAUCUUUAACAAGGAAGUGAGAAAACAAUUAAAGAAUACUUUUACUGGAAAGAAAGUCCUAGCAGAUGACACAAAUACUACACGAGCCACAUUACUAACAGUGAGUCCACGAACCUUAAACUGCAACAACACAUAUAUGGAUGAUUCUAACAUGUACAGAACGGGUAUUGGAGAGUCUACAGUCUCCUUGGAGAGCACCGUCAGGUCAGCCAAGAGCCGUAAUAGCUACCUUGCUUUUAUCCUCAGGGAUGAAGCUGCUCAAAAGCUCAGUAUGUCUUCAGGACAGACCCGCGCUGGUGUUGCAGAGGUGGAUAAUGCACAUUUCCACAGAAACCGAACGCGCUCUCAUGGACAUGACUCUGACUCUGAUAGCGAGUUAUCUCUUGAUGAACAUAGCAGCUCUUAUGCUUCUUCACGCUCUUCGGAUAGUGAAGAUGAAGAAAUUGGAACAGAGCAGCAGUGGAAACCAACCAGCCCUAAAAACAAUGAACGUGGGCCUGUGCAUAGUACGCCUAAAGUGGAUUCAAUACCAAAUCACGUUAAACCUUAUUGGCCUAAUGAAUGCAUGACAGCCAGUGACAGUGAGGAUCAAGCGGGCAAAAGUACACUGAAAGUAGAGACCAAAGUGAAUGUGGAGCUUCAUAAUGAAAUCAAGGCUAAUCACUGUGGCGAGAUGCCUCAUGACAAGGAGAAUGAAGCACAGACCAAGGAUGGCAAGGUCGUCAACAAUCACAACGGUCAACAGCCAGAACUAAGAAGAGGUAUUUUGAAAAAAAAAGUCACAUACCCUCCUCCUUUGACGGACAAAAAUCUUAAAAACCGUCUACGAGAUAAAUUGGACUAUAAUCAAAGUACUAUUUCAUCAAGGACUUCCUCACUAUGUUCAAAUGAUGGCAUCCGUCCAGUUACAGACACAGCAAUAACCAUAAAAAAUGCACGAAGGGAUCAUUCUCGAGAACAAGUCAAUGGCAUGGCGAUGAGUGUACAAGCUGGACCUACAAAUGGAGAGGCUUCAGACUCUGAGGUUGCCAACCACCUGAUUCCCCAGGAGCAGAAAGUCAGAUUUUAACUUAUGGCCAAGAUUCUGUAAAACAAUGACAUUGUGGCAGUAAUGAAACUUCAAUUUGAAUCAUCAGGAGAUUGUGAAGACUUCUACAGACCAGGAACCCCUCGUCCCAAAGCUUGUGACUUCCCGAACAUCUGGGAUUAUACAGAGGAGCACAACUGUGGUGGUCGAGGAUGUAUCAUUGCUAAGGCAAUUGCUUAAUUUGGCAGACUUGUGACUGCUUCAUGAUAUAAAUAAUAAACUAAAGAGUUGUGCUGUCGGGAUCCAUAAUAAAUUAAAGCACCCAGUGCCAAAAAUGAGAGCAUAGAGCAUAAGCAAGACUCCAUUCCCGCGGAUAAAGGACAUCACAACAGGGGACACAGCAAAGAGCGCCGGACGGAUUCACAGGUCCAUACAAGGAGACUGCUUUGUGGUGUAGACUAAGCUAACGGACUCAUGAAAAUCGCAUGGAGAAAUCGGCAUUAUACAGACAGUCCUCCCUGGCGUCGAACUGCUCAUUUGUGUUGUCACAAUGUGACCUUCCAGCCUGCUGGACAAUGCACACUAUAAGAUGACACCAAGUGCCCUUCAUUCACUUCACCAACUUAUGUGUCUUAAAAACCAUUGUAAAAAUCUGUAAAAGAAUGUUUGUAGAUAUUUUAUAUAUUUUUACGGGGACUCUUAAACGAAGCUCUUUUUUUUUUUUUUUUUGUAAAUUUUACUACUAGUUUUGUUAUUUGAUACUCACUCACAGACCUGCUGAAAACAAAUAUUUUUAUACUACAAGAUUGCACAUUACUUGAAUUUUAAACUUUUAUUGCAAACAUUUUUUUUAUUACAGAAACUUUCAUCCUAAUUCCCGACAAGGAAAAAAAUACAAUCAGAUAGUUGUGCUGCCAAGUAAUUGUAUACCCUACCCUUAUACUUGACAUUUCCUAUACAACACACUGAAUAGAACUAGUUUGUUACUGAGACCCUUCUGUUCGUUUUCUGUCUAUUGCCAGAACUGAGUGUUACAUUUGGAGCACCUUGUUUUCCAAUACUGAGCCUUACUUCUGUUCUCUUCUCAUACAACAGCACAACCCAAAUAAGUUCACAGAAAACUGAGCUUUUUUCCGCCUGGUAAAAGAAUAGCUUAAAUUUGUUUCUUGAAAAGCACACAUUUUCUACUCCAGUCUACAGACGGCGAGUAUCAGACUAAUAUUUAAAAAUCAAUAAGAAGUGAUUAAGAGAUCUUUUUUUAACUGUGAUAACAAUUGUUUUUAAUGUACAGUUGUAUAUAAUAUGUUGACAGGCAGCAGUAAAGAUACUGAAUGCAGUAUACAGAAAGCUUGGUUGAUCCAUUUCUCAGCAAUAGAAUGACUACUACGGAGUAACAUGGCAUAAAAGCCGAUCCUGCAAACAGCUAAAUCACCCUCAACCUGUAAUAAAUUAUAAAAUAAAAUAAAAAGUUUGUUGUUACAAGCAGAGAUUAGUAUUUACAGGAACAAGGACUACUACUAAUUGCACUGAAUGAAAGACAGCGAAAACAUGCCUAAAAGUGCCUUUUAACAAGUCUCUAACAGCGGGGUUUCUUAUUUGCAUAUGCAGUUUGUUCUGCAGCCUUUUAUGUUCAUAAUUUUUAAAAUUUGUGGUCUGUGAUCAUAGAUUCUGAUAAACUAUAGAAAAUAGAUGAAAGUUGGACAAUCUCCAAUUUUGUUUGGCCAGCUUAAAAAAAAUGUUCCUAUCCCACGUGUUCAGUGUCAUUAAAGUAAUAACUGGUAUGUAUACACAGGUCUCAUGACAGUAAAAAGCUAUAGGUAUGAUAUGUUCGUAUUAUCACCCCUGUAAAUCUUUGUUCCCUUUAUUUUAAAAAAAGUGUUACAUUUUGGCUGGGUUUUUGUUUAAUGUUUAAAAAUGAUUUUUAUGACAAACUUUUAUGGCAAAGGCUAGACACUGGAUUUUUUUUUACAUGUGUAUUUAUUAAUGUACAAACACUGGAGAAAACCGUACUGAGAAGAUGGCUUGGUAAAUUAAAAUGUUCAGAUUGUAUCAGU